GACCAGCCCGGGCCGUUCUCGCGUCUCUCCGGGCCGGCUGCGGGCCUCUCUGGCCGGUGCUUUGCCCGGGCGCCUCCGUGCGCUCGGCCAACGGCCUGUGAGAGCGCUCCCCCGAGCGCCCCGGGAGCCGGCGGGCGGCGGCCCUCGCCGGGGACCUCCAGCGGGCCGAGGGGGACAAAAGUGACUGUAAAUCCAGCCAGUGCACUUUGCAACAAGAAAGGAUUUAAUAUGAAGCCCAGAAGCAGAUAGUGCCAAGUCGCAAGCAGUAGUUGGUACACAUUUCUGGAAAAGCAGUGUCCGUGUUGUUAUGUACACCUACAAAAAGUUCAGAUCAGUAGGGGCGUUGUGCAAAGUAAACUGAACUACAGGGUAGCAGUAUUUUCAUAGUUAUUAUAGACGUGUACUUACUGUAUUAAAAAUGAGUAAAAGAAAAAGCAGUGACACACCACUAGGAAGUGUGAGUGGGGCAGCGUUUCCUUCUCCCACAGCUACUGAAAUGGCAGAAAUUAGUCGCAUCCAGUAUGAAAUGGAAUACACCGAAGGUAUUAGUCAGCGAAUGAGAGUCCCAGAAAAAUUAAAGGUAGCACCACCAAACGCUGACCUGGAACAAGGAUUCCAAGAAGGAGUCCCGAACGCGAGUGUGAUUAUGCAAGUUCCAGAGAGGAUUGUUGUAGCAGGAAAUAAUGAAGACAUUCCAUUCUCAAGACCAGCAGACCUUGACCUUAUUCAGUCAACUCCUUUUAAGCCUCUGGCACUAAAAACACCACCUCGUGUACUUACUCUAAGUGAAAGACCGCUAGAUUUUCUGGAUUUAGAAAGACCCACUCCAACCCCUCAAAAUGAAGAACAGAUCCGUGCAGUUGGCAGGCUAAAAAGAGAGCGCUCUAUGAGUGAAAAUGCUGUUCGCCAAAACGGACAGCUGGUCAGAACUGACUCCAUGUGGCACAGAUCAGAUUCUGCCCCAAGAAAUAAAAUUUCAAGGUUCCAGGCACCGAUUUCUGCACCGGAGUACACUGUGACACCAUCGCCACAGGUCCGGGUCUGUCCUCCCCGUACGUUACCUGAAGAUGGAGCUAAUCUUUCCUCUGCUCGUGGCAUUUUGUCGCUUAUCCAGUCUUCCACUCGUAGGGCUUACCAGCAGAUCUUGGAUGUGCUGGAUGAAAAUCGCAGUAUGAGAAGACAAAAUGAAUUGCGUUGUGAAAGACCUGUGUUGCGUGGUGGGUCUGCUGCCGCCACUUCUAAUCCACAUCAUGACAACGUCAGGUAUGGCAUUUCAAAUCUAGACACAACGCUUGAAGGAACGUCAGAUGACAUGACUGUGGUAGAUGCAGCAUCUUUACGACGACAGAUAAUCAAACUAAAUAGACGGCUACAACUUCUAGAAGAGGAGAACAAAGAACGCGCUAAAAGAGAAAUGGUCAUGUAUUCAAUUACUGUAGCAUUCUGGCUGCUGAAUAGCUGGCUCUGGUUUCGCCGCUAGAGAUAACCUCAGCUCUCAAAACUAUUGUCUCAACAGCUGGAAAUAUAAAGAAUUUGCAAACUUC
This is a messenger RNA of Erinaceus europaeus (western European hedgehog), 1544 nucleotides long. RefSeq names its product mitochondrial fission factor (gene MFF). Gene Ontology annotation, biological process: positive regulation of mitochondrial fission. The record is from RefSeq and is a predicted model, not a curated record. Lineage: Eukaryota; Metazoa; Chordata; Mammalia; Eulipotyphla; Erinaceidae. Gene Ontology annotation, cellular component: peroxisome; mitochondrial outer membrane. The coding region runs from base 419 to 1480 and encodes 353 amino acids. The transcript is spliced from 12 exons.